AUGGCAUCGUUGACGAAGGUGAGCCGUGCCGCCGAGCUGUGUUCCAUGGAGGCUGCUGCGGCGCUACCGCCGGAGCAAACCAUGCGUCUCUUGCACUCACUCAUUGGCGAGUCGGAUGAGCAAGAAUUGGUCAUCGCUGCCAUCAAGGUCAUGUCUCGACUUGUGGAGGUGCAUCCAAAAAGGAUAAUUGUGGAACUUCUGCCUCAGAUGAUGCCGGUAUUGUUGAAGGCGUACGACCACAACGAAAGUUCUGUUCGGAAGGCGGCAGUGUUUUGUAUGGUGACGCUGCAUGGCGUAGUUGGCUCUGAUUUGAUGAAGCCACACUUGGCUUCCCUUACGGGAUGCAAGGUAUGUGACUAG
Molecule: messenger RNA, 360 nt
Organism: Rhipicephalus microplus (southern cattle tick)
Lineage: Eukaryota; Metazoa; Arthropoda; Arachnida; Ixodida; Ixodidae
Product: CLIP-associating protein 1-B
Biological process (GO): mitotic spindle assembly; establishment of mitotic spindle localization
Cellular component (GO): microtubule organizing center; mitotic spindle; spindle microtubule
Molecular function (GO): microtubule binding
Source: RefSeq, a predicted model, not a curated record